UGAUUUUGGACACAUAUAACGCGAGGAUAGCUGUAGUUUUUAAAUAUCGACCAACGUACUUAAUAUUAGUUAUAUACAUAUGGACUGCUGUGGUGGCGAAGUACGCAGCGAAAGCAUCUACAAUAUGCUGCAGGCCUUAGUCGACUCGAAAGUAAUCAACGUCCAGUUGUUUACCAUCGCUGUGGGCAUAUUCUUUGUUGUGCUGUUGCUGAAAAAUAAUUUUAGAAGCUUCUCGGGCACAUAAGAAAAAGAUACACCAAAGUGCCACUGCCGAACUUAGUCGCUAAUUAAUGUAAUAAUGUAAUGUACACAAUUUAGCUAAGCAUUAAUAAUAAUAAUUGAACAGAAAAUGUAAAA
Molecule: messenger RNA, 357 nt
Organism: Drosophila arizonae
Lineage: Eukaryota; Metazoa; Arthropoda; Insecta; Diptera; Drosophilidae
Source: RefSeq, a predicted model, not a curated record